CACAACGCGUACGUGAAUAUCAGCACAAAACCAGCAGCAGUGUUUAUAAAGGCCCGUCUUGGCGUCAAUUACGGAGUGUUUGGCUCUCAGUGGAAGUGUCAGCGUGUAGAUAUUCAUUAGACGGUGCUGGAAAACACCACAACGCUACUUAUUCACCCGGCUUCCAGUCCGACGUGAGACAUGAAGAGAUACCGAGAGCGAUGGAGAGUAGAUUCUGUGUUUUGAACGACACCGAAGAUCUCCAAACGCGAAUUUUAAACACUGAGAACAGUCUCCACUUCGAAAGGUCUAAGACACUGUUUGAGGAAAUCCGUGCCUCCAUAAACAACAACGACGAAGAGGACCGCUCCUUCUGGAGGCCUGUGCUCCCAUGGGGUGGCGUCUUCACCAUCAAAGCCGGACGGAAAGCCAUAUCAUGCACACCUCUGUACGUGAAAAUCCACCUAAAGAACACCUGCACCAUCGAUGGCUUCCUCAUGAUCCUGUAUGUGAUCCUGCGGGACAACCAGGGCUUUCGCAGGGAGCUGGCAGUCUUCCUGGGCAAGCAGUUUGUGGAGUAUUUCCUCUACCUGAUGGACUCCUGUGACUACACUACGGUGAAGAUGCUGUGGAUCUGGGACAGGAUGUCCAAGAGACAGUACCGCUCUGAGAUCCACCAGGCAGCCCUGGAGAUAGACCUGUUUGGCAACGAGCAUGAGAACUUCACAGAGAACCUGGAGAACCUCAUGUCCACCAUGCAGGAGAGCCUGUGCACCAACUGGAGCUGUCCGUCCCGCUUCCAGGAUUUCAUCAAGACCACCAUCAACAUCAGUCCUCCCUAUGAGCUGCCCCACAGAGACCCAAUUCAGUCGGCCGUGGACGAGUUCUUCUGCCCCAAGCUCCUGCUCUGCUCAGAACUGGGGUGUGAUGGCCUACGGGAGUUCUCCCGGAGGGUUUUCUGCCACGGACCCCCACCUUUUGUUAUUCUCAACAUGCAGCAGUGGAAGUCAGAAGAGCUGUCCUAUGUCCCGUACCACCUGGCCCUCUGUCAGCACAGGUACUUACUAGAGGGCGCCACACUCUUCAACAAAGAGGAACACCACUAUUCUGCAGCCUUCCAGAUAGAUGGCUGCUGGAUGCACUACGACGGCCUGAGGAGUGAUAAUCUGAUCCUGUUACACAAGCCUCCAGAGCUCCUGCUGCUGUCCUCUCUGGUCUACAUCCGCGCUUCUGACAAGUGAACUUGUUUUGUCACAGGUGGACAUACAUACAGUACAGACGAGCCGAAGUCACGCCAAGCACAAGAGCGAAUGCAUUCAUCCUUUCUUUGAUUAUUCUAUCAUGAACCCUUAUUACCGGCAUUACAUUGGUGUAACUGCAUCAUUAGAAUUUUAAUUCAUUCCUGCCUUGUGUAUGCUUCCGCUGUCAGCUGUUAGACUGAAUGACAAACGCUUCGUUUCACUUGAACGCUUGCAGAGAGCUUACUGUGCAAAAAUGAAAAUUACUUCUUUUUGAGUGUGCUUGGAAUCCAAGAAUAUAAUGGACUAUAUUAGUUCCGGGUUGAUAUACAUAAAUGAUGCUACCAGUGAUCAUUUACAUGUUAUCUUCUAUGAAACAGACUGUUAAUUGGUUUUGCGGUGGUUGUUAAAUGGGUUAAACUGGUGCAUUUGCUUUAAAAGUAGCCCUGUGGAUGUUUGGAGUGACAGUACAUCAUAUUCGCAGCAGAAGUAUACACAGGUCAGCCACAACAUUAAAACCACCUGCCUAGAAUUGUGCAGGUCUCCCUCAUGCUGCCGCAGCAGCUUGGUGUGUCGUAUAUGGUCGAGUAACAUCCAUGUGAACACCAAGAGGUUUUCCAGCAGCACAUUGUAUUAUAACGAGUCGAUCAGUGUUACUCACUUGUCAGUGGUUUGUAAUGUUGUGGCUAAUCAGUGUGCAGCCUUUUGUGUUAGUUUCACUUCACAUUUAUGCAUAUCAGCCCUUUUAAAAUUAAACUGGUGCUUUUCCUAUUUACACUGUGGUCUGAGAUCAAGAAGCAACCAAACAAUGUCAGGAUAACAUCUUGUUUGUUAAGAUGUUUGAACUGGAGGAAAAGCAUUUAAUACAAUAAGUGAACGUUAUAAUACAAAUGAUACAAACGCUAACGGCAGCCGAAAGUCUUUUCUGACACUAAAUAUGACCUAUUUGGCUUCCCUGGCACAAAGCACACGGCGUGUCCACGACGACAAAAUAAAUGCAUUUUAACACUUUAGCUUGGCACUCACUGCAGUCUUCGACACAUUUAUUUUGUAAACGUGUAAAAGAAUUACUGUUACUCACACAGUGCCUCUGCCCAGGAAAGUUUGUGAAAGUGAGUGUUGAUUAAGAUAAUUUUUUUAUGGCUCUUUUUUCUAUGCAGACACCGUCUUUAAAAUGCAAAUACAGAUAUUUUGGAAUA
Molecule: messenger RNA, 2416 nt
Organism: Stegastes partitus (bicolor damselfish)
Lineage: Eukaryota; Metazoa; Chordata; Actinopteri; Pomacentridae
Gene: dorip1
Product: dopamine receptor interacting protein 1
Exons: 5
Coding region: 201-1220 (339 amino acids)
Source: RefSeq, a predicted model, not a curated record